AUAAAUCAAUGUACAUGAUUAUUGUAUUUUAUUUUUAAAAUAAUCUUAACUUUAUUAGAAUAUAAGUUGAUAAAUAUCUACUAAAUUGUAUUAGGUUCUAAUAUUGUUAAUAUAAUUCACAAUGAUUAAAGCCAUACUCGUUUUCAACAAUCAUGGGAAACCACGGUUAUCGAAAUUCUAUCAAUAUUUUAAUGAGGAUAUGCAGCAACAGAUAAUAAAAGAGACAUUCCAAUUGGUGUCCAAAAGAGAUGAUAACGUCUGUAAUUUUCUGGAAGGAGGCAGCCUUAUCGGUGGUUCAGAUUACAAAUUAAUCUACAGGCACUACGCUACACUCUACUUUGUGUUCUGUGUUGAUUCCUCUGAGAGUGAGCUUGGUAUUCUAGACUUAAUACAAGUGUUUGUUGAAACGUUAGACAAGUGUUUUGAGAAUGUAUGCGAACUGGAUCUGAUCUUCCAUGCGGACGCGGCGCACCAAGUGCUGGACGAGCUGGUGAUGGGCGGCAUGGUGCUGCAAACCAACAUGGCGGAUAUCUUAUGCCGUUUACAGGAGCAGAACAAGAUGCAGAAAGCAGAGUCUCCGUUGCAGGCUGGGAUAUCAGCUGCGCCGGCGCGCGCAGUCUCCGCUGUCAAGAGUAUGAACCUGCCGCAGCAGCUGAGAGACAUGAAGCUGCCUGAUCUCCCGCAGGCUAUCAGGGAUUUGAAGUUCUGACCGCUACAGCAAGGCGUGCAAUCAUCGCCCGCCGGCCUCGCCACCAACAUACUGAACACCAUCUACCCUCAUGAUAAAUACCACAAUCUUCAUCGUCAGGACUUUCCAAAUAAAUUCUUCGGAUCAGAAGCGUUGAGCACCAGAUUUUCUGAAUCAUUCUCCGAGAACUAUCAACAGACGGAAGGAAUUAAUUUCCCUAAUUAUGAAACCCAUAAAUCUGAAGGAUAUCAAGAUUUAAGUGGAACGGUAGAGAGUGAGUAUAGUGAGAGAAGGAGAAAGAAGAAGAAAAGACAAGGAAAGUGAUGAUAAAACUUA
This is a messenger RNA of Papilio machaon (common yellow swallowtail), 1024 nucleotides long. It is a transcript of the gene or, whose product is annotated as AP-3 complex subunit sigma-2. The transcript has 6 exons. The coding region runs from base 122 to 709 and encodes 195 amino acids. NCBI's taxonomy places the organism in Eukaryota, Metazoa, Arthropoda, Insecta, Lepidoptera, Papilionidae. Gene Ontology annotation, biological process: intracellular protein transport; Golgi to vacuole transport. Gene Ontology annotation, cellular component: AP-3 adaptor complex; membrane coat; intracellular membrane-bounded organelle. The record is from RefSeq and is a predicted model, not a curated record.